AUGUCGGACGAAGGGGGGAUUGAUUCCAUGGACUUCGACCGCGAUGACAACAGCUCAACUCGCUCAAACGCUAGUAGUAAGAGCGCGUCCCUGCCCACCUUGCGCCCCGUUACACUCCGUCAGGUACUUGAAGCAAAGCGACCCUGGUCCGGUAAUGACACGGUCCCGUGGUACAUCGAUGGGCAGCAGAUCCAUCAUAUCCUAGUCGUCGCCAGUGUUGUUGCUGAGGGAUUCAGGCCCGAAUCGCGCACGGCGUGGUAUAGGCUCGAAGAUGGCACGAAUAGGCGCACUGUCACCGUACUGCGCUAUAUCGAGGACCCCAACGAUGCACAUAUCCUCCCGCAAGGGCAAGGUUUUGUACCGAAAAACGUAUAUGUCCGUGUCAUGGGGCAUCUCUUUGCAGAUAGAGGUGGGGGCUCGCCAUCAAUUCGCGCGGACGCAUUCCACGUUGUACAGGAUCCGCAUGAGCCGUACGUGCAUGUGUUGAGAGUAAUGUAUGUGCAUAUGGAGGAUCAAAAGGGAGCUCCCCCACAGGAAUUGCUGCGAAACCUCACGGAGGACGACAAAGAACCCUUAGAGAACAUAUCUGUAGCGAACGGCACCUCAAGCAGCUCAACACUGAGAGCGGGUACUUCUGUUGCUCGCCCAUCACGGCCUUCUCAGGCGCCCCCAGUCGCGGCACCUCGGGUCGAACCUGCCGCACCACCACCGACAGCAGAACCAAGUAUGGCAGCGCCCAGUACUCCAGCACGUCGGCCUCCCACAAGUGACAUCGAAGAAGAGCCCAUCGCGAAGCGUCCUGCACCCAUUUUUUCAUCUUCCGCGUCCACCGCAUCAGCUUCAAGUUCGGCCGCAGCCUCAGCGCGCAACCCGUUCCCCACGUCGCCUCGCACGCCUCGCACGCCGACCAAGUCCUCACGCUCAAGCUUCCGUCCCGCACAGAGCUCGCCAUUCACGCCGAACACCGAGCACCGGUUCCGCACCCUGAGCACACACGACCCGCUCUCGGAUCUGACGAUCCUGCAGCGCAAGGUACUUCUGAGAAUCAUGGAGGCUACGGAGGCAAACUUUAUCAUGGGCCUCGACGUGACCACACUCGCGACAGACCUCAUGGCUGAGGGGAUCACGAAUGAUGCUCGCGACAUUGCAGACGGACUGGAUCAUCUAGCGGAUGCAGGGCAUAUUAUUGGGGACCCGGAGGGGAUGUACUAUCGUACGGCCGAUUUGAAGGGGAAGAAGCCGACGUACACGUUGGUACCAGAUGAUUGA
Phanerochaete carnosa HHB-10118-sp is the source of this 1269-nucleotide messenger RNA. RefSeq lists its product as uncharacterized. The record is from RefSeq and is a predicted model, not a curated record. The coding region runs from base 1 to 1269 and encodes 422 amino acids. The transcript is spliced from 5 exons. NCBI's taxonomy places the organism in Eukaryota, Fungi, Basidiomycota, Agaricomycetes, Polyporales, Phanerochaetaceae.